Molecule: messenger RNA, 1374 nt
Organism: Saprolegnia parasitica CBS 223.65
Lineage: Eukaryota; Oomycota; Saprolegniomycetes; Saprolegniales; Saprolegniaceae
Exons: 6
Coding region: 1-1374 (457 amino acids)
Biological process (GO): DNA replication, synthesis of primer
Cellular component (GO): alpha DNA polymerase:primase complex
Source: RefSeq, a predicted model, not a curated record
AUGCUGAACGUCGGCAACACGGCUGGCGCCCGGGCGCAGCCGCGGAAGACCUUGCAACGCGUGGCGCUCUCCAUGUACACGGAGCCGCCGCAGAUGGAGGUGACGCUGGAGCAGUUCGAGGCCUACUCGAUCGACCGUCUCCAGAUGCUCAAGACCAUCGAGAUGCAGCGGCUACGCGGCCGCGACGACGCCAAGCUCGAGAAGGCCAUGCACCGCUACUUGCCGAUGCGUACGACCGAGGACCGUGCGAAGGACAAGGUUUCGCAUUUCAUUUUGCGCAUGGCGUUUUGCCACACGGAAGAGCUGCGGCGGUGGUUCCUCGCGCAGGAAUCCAUGCUCUUCAAGUUGCGCCUCGACAUGGCAUCGCGCGACGAGAAGAUGCACUUUAUGAAGCGUCAUGGCCUCCUCUACGAUCAAGUCGAGGCCGACGAAAUGGCUGCGCUCAAACCCCAGCUCACCGCCGUGCACCGUGCCAGCGUCGCCAGCAUCAAGGAAGGAUACAAUGUACCCGAAGUGUACGUCAAGGUGCCCUUCACCGAAGCCAUCGAUCUCAUUGGUUCACGCAAGGUAUUUCUCAAGGCAGGCACGGCCUACGUUCCGUUCGAGCACUUGGUCACGAUCUUGUUUGCUCGGUUUCGGUCCACACUCUCCAAGCACCUCGCCGUGGCCUUUCGCAAGUUCAACGGGUCGGCUGCGGCGCGCGACGACCGGCUCAUGCCCGUGCUCAAGAACCUCGCCAAGCACCACAUCGGGCCCGACUAUGGGUCGGCGCCCGUGGCGUCCGGGAAUGCGAUCACGCCCGAUAUGAUUGACGGCCUCGCGGCGACGUCGAUGCCACUCUGCAUGAAGUCGCUCCACCAAGCGCUCAAGACGCAGAGCCAUCUCAAGCACGGCGGGCGCAUGCAAUAUGGUCUCUUCCUCAAGGGCAUUGGCCUGCAAAUGGACGACGCGAUCACGUUCUGGCGCACCAUCUUUUGCAAGAAAAUGAACGUCGACGACUUCAACAAAAAGUACGCGUACAACAUUCGGCACAACUAUGGUAAAGAAGGCAAACGCAAGGACUACACGCCGUACAACUGCAUGAACAUCAUCACGUCCGACCCGCCAAAAGCCGGCGACUACCACGGCUGCCCGUUCCGCCACUUUGACGAAUACCACUUGCGGGCCAGUCUCCGCGGUAUCAACGAAGUCGAGAAGGAAGCGAUCGUGCAGCUCGCGAAGAGCAAAAAUUACCAAGUCGCUUGCCGCCGCCACUUUGAAGUGCUCUUCCCACAGGGCAACGCCGACGCUAGCCGCAAGGUGCAGACUGCCAUCAAGACCGAAAGCGUCAAGUCCGAAGGUGUCAAACCCGACGUCGUCAAGGCCGAGGCGUAG